Messenger RNA from Kwoniella shivajii, 3186 nucleotides. RefSeq lists its product as uncharacterized. NCBI's taxonomy places the organism in Eukaryota, Fungi, Basidiomycota, Tremellomycetes, Tremellales, Cryptococcaceae. Gene Ontology annotation, biological process: proteolysis. The record is from RefSeq and is a predicted model, not a curated record. Gene Ontology annotation, molecular function: metal ion binding. The coding region runs from base 1 to 3186 and encodes 1061 amino acids. The transcript has 16 exons.
AUGGCCUCGAGCGAUUCCACAAUUCCCGCUAGAGAUUAUGGGUCAUUCAAGCUAUUGCAAUCGUUCCCCAUCAAAUACGCACCUAUCACAGUAUCAAAAUGGCGCAGUGAUAAGACAGGUUUAACAGUUGUACUAGGUAGUCAUCAAGCCCCUAUAACGAAUGGGUAUUUUGCUAUAGCUUCUGAGAUCUUCGAUGAUACAGGUCGACCGCAUACAUUAGAACAUUUGAUUUUCCUUGGAUCAAAAUCAUAUCCGUAUAAAGGUGUUUUGGAUUCUUUGGCCAAUAGAGCAGGAAGUAAUGGAACAAACGCUUGGACAGCGAAUGAUCAUACGGCUUAUACCAUAGCUACGGCUGGAAGUGAAGGUUUCUUAAAGAUGUUACCAGUAUAUGUAGAUCAUAUCUUACACCCAACUAUCGAUGAUUCUGGAUUUGUCACAGAGGUAUAUCAUAUAAAUGGAGCUGGAGAAGAUUCAGGUGUAGUCUAUAGUGAAAUGCAAGGACGAGAAAACACUUCUGGUGAUCUUAUGGCUUUAGAGACCCAGAGAACGCUGUACCCUCCUACUUCGGCUUACAGAAGUGAGACCGGUGGAUUGUUGCACAAAUUACGAGUAUUGACAGCGCAACAAAUUCGAGAUUAUCACGGUAAAUACUAUCAGCCAUAUAACCUAUGUCUUGUGAUCGACGGUGCUGUACCCAUACCGGAGCUAUUCGAUGUACUCAACAAUAAGGUAGAUCCUUUGAUACUUGAACAACGCAAGCAAGUACCUGUCAUCACUCCACCUGAAGACUGGCAAAGACCUUUUGUAGAAUCCACGACAGCUCACCCGCUCGGUAUACCCGAAUCAGUAACAAAAGUAGUAGAGUUCAUGGAAGAAGAUGAAUCUGUAGGAGAAAUAUCGUUAACGUACUUAGGUCCCUCACCAACGGAUUACUUUACCAAUACUGCAAUCAAUGUUUUGACGGAUUACCUCUCACUUUCGGCUACUGCUCCACUGUCAAAAGAAUUCAUCGAGAUUCCGAAACCUUACUGUACAUCUAUUGACUUUUACUCUUCCGACAGAGUCAAUCACAACGAAGUCCAAGUUUACAUCGCUGAUGUCCCAGCCAAACAUCUGCAAAGUAUGGGUCAGAAAUUUAAAGAUGCGUUGACAAAGACAGUCAAGGAGAAGGAUAUUGAUAUGGAACGGAUGGGCAGGAUCUUGCGCAGAGAUAAGAGGAAACUGUUAGAUUAUAUGGAAAGCAGAGCGACCGAUACGUUGGCCGAUGCUGUCAUUGGAGACUUCUUGUAUGGCGAAAAAGAUGGAAAGGAUCUUCCUAUAGCAUUUGAAGACUUGAAAGAUUACGCAACUCUCGAAUCUUGGAAAGCGGAAGAUUGGGUGUCGCUUCUCGACAAAUAUUACGCUUCUGCGUCCUCCAUCACGGUAAUUGGCAAGCCUUCUGCUGCAUUAUCAGCUAAAAUCGAGAAAGACGAAAAGGAACGUGUUGAGAAGCGAAAAGUUGAAUUGGGUGAGGAAAAACUCAAAGAGUUGGAAAGAAAGGUAGAGGAAGCAAAGAAGGCUAGCGAUGUGCCACCUCCUUCAGAAAUGAUAUCUGGCUUCCCAAUAACCGAUCCCGCUGGUCUUACUUGGGUACCCGUCGAGACAGCCAUCAACAAUGCCAAAGGCCAGAAUUUGAGAGUUGAUCAAGGAGAAGUCCAAAGACAUAUCGACGCGGAUAGUGUUGAGUUGCCAUAUCAGGCGCACUUCUCACAUGUCAAGUCGAAUUUCGUCAACAUUACUGCUCUUUUCGAUACAUUCGGCCUCCCACAACAUCUCAGCCCCUAUUUAACCCUUCUCACCAAUGCAAUAUUCAGUCUUGGUGUGAAAAGAGCGGAUGGUGCGGAGCUUUCUCAUGAGGAAGUGGUCAAUCAGCUCAACGACCUUACUGUAUCCCAAAACGCCUACUUCGAAUAUCGAGGUAAUUUCGCGGAAGUUUUAUGUAUCAGUUUGAAAGUCCAAAAGCACCAAUAUGAUGAGGCAGUAGCUUGGAUCCGGGACCUCCUCACCGGUGUCAUCUUCUCUAAAGACAGGUUAUCCGUGAUUGUCGCUAAACUGCUCCAAGAAUUGCCAAAUGAGAAGAGAGAUGGAAACACUAUUGCUGUAGCUUGGGCUAACAGAUUGACAUACGACGAAUCGAAAUCCGCUUCUCAGUCUUGUGAACUACUUAAUAGACUGGAAUUUACCCCUCAUGUGGCAGAGUUAUUGGAGAAGGAGCCCGAGACAGUCAUAAACGCACUGGAAGAGCUGAGAACUCACCUUCUUGAACCUAGCAAGAUGAGAGUCUCAGUGACGGGCGAUGUCCUUAGUCUGAGCAAGCCCCGAUCCGUAUUAGAGAAAUCCUUCUUACCUAUCAAUGAGGCUAAACCACUCGUCCCCUUAUCCACGUCCCUGCAAACGUUGACUGAUCUCGGUAAAAACCCCUCCAAAAAGUGCAUCAUUGUCCCCAUGCCAGCUAUCGAAGGAUCUUAUUCUCAACAUUUCGCAAAAGGACCAAUCGGUCAUGAUCAUCCUGACUUACCUGCUCUUAGACUUGCUUCGUCCAUCCUGAAUGCAAUGGAGAGUUACCUAUGGAAAUCCAUUAGGGGAAGUGGAUUAGCUUACGGUGCUCACGUUUCCGUGUACCCUGAACCUGGAUUAGUAGGAUUCUCAGUCUACCGAAGUCCGAAUGCCAUGUUAGCGUACGAAGCAGCUGGCAAAAUCAUGCAUGGAUUAGUAGAUGGUACUACCAAGCUUGAUCAAGAUAUAGUUGAUGGCGCAAGAUCAAGUAUGACAUAUGAUUACGCUCGACGAUCCGAAACGGUACUAGGAGCAGCUUCAACUGCAUAUCUAAACGAAGUACUCAAAGGUGUAGGCAAGAAUUAUGAUCAAGAAUUUUUGAAACAAUUACCUUCCAUCACUCUUGAAGAUAUAACAAAAGUAAUCGAAAAAUAUUUUUUACCAUUAUUUGAACCCAACACAGCUAUCGGUGCAGUCAGUGUAUCAACUUCGAAGUUGCAAGAAGUGGAAGACGGUUUCAAGAAAUUAGGAUUCGAAGUCGAAAAGAAGGAAUUGCCGGUCAUUCGAGGUGAUGAAGAUACGGAUAUGGAGAGUGGUAGUGAAGGUGGAGCUGAAGAUGAGACUAUGAGUGAGGGUGAGAGUGAGAAAUAA